AUGAUUACAAUAUUCCCUUUGCUUUUUGCGUCAAAAGCGAAGUCCAGUUCGACUCGCGUUCCGUGCUGGGCCCUGCUUGUGCUCUUCAUAUCACUUUGGUUUGACGUUCUUUCUCACUGGAUCCGCUGGACAGCAGACCUAUCGGAAACACUUUAUGGACAGGAUAUCAACUACAAGAUGAGAUCUUUGAACAGCGGUGGUUUCGGAGCUGUCGUACUACUAGGGAUCGAAGAAGGUCGUCGAACAUGUGCCAACGGCUUGCCAGUAAUAUCAUCAACCAUACGAAUGCUUGGCCGCUUUGAAAAGAUCAAGAGGAUCGAGCAUUUGUCAUUAUGUGCUUAUGUUGAAAUAGUGCGUUGCACCUUAGUUCCCAAUGCUGUGAUACUGGUUUCUGAACAUCAUGAAAUGUCACUUUCUUCGCUUUUGAAGAACAGAAGCUUGAAUGGCGAGGAAAUACUACGUGCGACUUGCCAACUCGUUGAGGGUAUCGCUGCUCUUCAUGAGGAAGGAGUUUGCAUCGGGUCACUCAGCUCAGAUACUAUCCUCAUAGCUGGCAACGACAGUGGCUCACUACGCAUGCGGAUCACUCAGUACCCCAUAAGCUACAUCUCGAGAAGUGGCAUGGAUCUGCAAGGAGGGUUGCCACUCAGCUUCUCUGUAGCUCCCGAGCAACUCUUACACGGCUCGACCAUCCAUAGUACGACUUUCAAAGCGGAUAUCUGGAGUCUUGGCAUAGUGUUGCUGGAAAUGGCCACGGGUGUCUUGCUCCGGGAAAUAUGGUCGUUGAAGCAGUAUAUGACUAUCUUGAAAUGCAGUAUGAACAGAGCUGAGAGGAACUCUCUUCUCGGUCCAGUUUUCAAAGCACUGCAGUCUGCCUCCGGCAGAGUCGUGGACUUCACCAGACUCGACGGAAACGUGGUGCUUCUCAUUGAACAAUGCCUCUCGCUAUUGCCAUCGCAACGUCCGACGUUGCGCGAACUACUAUCAAGGGCUCGUAAGGAUACUGCAAAGGACUUGGUGUACUUCGAAUCUGCAGAGAUGUUGAGCAGGAAAAUCAAAUCAUGCGACGAUAGAAACUGGGUGCUGCGAGAAUUGGGACUCGAAGACGCUUUUUUCCUAUGGAGGCUAUGCGGCUCGUCUGCCGAAGCAAUUCUCGUCAAAAAUUGUGUCAUAACUCUGAGACAUCCCGUGCUCACCAACCCGAGCACUGUAGUGGAAGACCUUCGCAUGUUUGGGAAUGACGAGGGUCGCCGAUUCCAUGUUGCAUCUGGCGUAGUGAUGCUUCCGGACAAGAAUGUGUGUGAGAAAAUAGCUUCGGCUUCAUCGAUGGAUAUUUUUUUGCAAUCGUUUCUUAUAUCGCAGCGUCUUCGAAACUCAGAGGAGAAAUUGUCAGUCAUCGUGAAGGAAAAGGAUAUGGUAUAUCAGGCAUCCAGGAUGCGACUCAUAAGUCACUUGUUGAAUUCGCGCUUCUGCAGAUUGAACGAUCUUCUGUCAGCUGUGGCUUCGGACAUUCCGCCAAUGCGAAGAGCAAAUGUAUGGCGCGCCUUGUUGAAUGUGCGGACUAGUGAAGAGUGGAAUUUCUUCCUCUGCAAUACAUUGAGUGUUCACGUGAGCGAUAGACAGCUCGAUGUGGAUAUACCGCGUUGUCACCAGUACGAGGAAUUGAUGACAUCACCAGCGGCUCAUUAUGGUCUACGCCGGAUCCUUAAAGCAUGGCUUGUGAGGAAUCCUCAGUAUGUGUACUGGCAAGGUUGCGAUAGUCUCGCGGCUCCUUUUCUGUUGCUGAAUUUCAACCGACCGUCCAUGGCAUUAGCGUGCUUCACAGCGUUCAUAGAAAAAUAUCUUAACAAGUUCUUUCUCAAGGACAAUUCAGCAAUCAUUCAAGAGCAACUUGCCGUUUUCAAUCAUCUGCUUGCUUUUGUGGAUGCGAAGCUGUACACUCGUUUAGCUUCUAUGGAUUUCUAUCCAGAACUGUUUGCAAUUCCAUGGUUCCUUACCUGUUUUGCACAUGUUCUACCUAUACACAAGCUGUUCCAUGUUUGGGACCAACUACUGCAACGCGAUUCCUCUUUUCCUUUGUUUAUCGGACUGGCCAUACUCCAUCAACUACGCCAAACUCUCAUUGAUGCUUCUUUCAACGAUGCAAUACUUCUAUUUUCCGAUCUUCCUGAUCUAUCAAUGGAGGUUGUAGUAGCGGAAUCUAUUGCGUAUUAUGAUCGUGUCCCACCCAGCUGUGCGUUUCGAUCACACGCAAAUAGUACAGAAAGCGAAGAAGGGCCUCCCAGAGGACUGCCCUGCAGUCUACAACGUGUGUCUUACAAGGAGAUGAAGAAAUGGCACUGUCCGCGUAUUUCCAAAGAAGAAUUUGCGUGGAGAGUUGAAGAUCAGCUUAUUGUUGCGAUUGAUAUACGAUCACAAGCCGAGUUCGGACGGGGUUGCGUUCUUCGUUCUAUAAAUUAUCCUAAUGUCAACGACCAGACUUUGCUCAAUAUUGCCGAGCCACUGAGAGUUGCUCAACGAAAUCAGCAUCCGAUAUGCAUAGUGGGUGGAAAAGAUUUGGAAGUGACUCGAAAGUUCACCGGUGAUCUGGUAAGCAUGGGCAUUGAUGGUGUUUGUGUGCUUGAUGGAGGCUUUGAGGCAAUUCGUCAUGAUACGUCACUUAUCUAUGUACCUCAUUAACUAUUGGUGCUUGUAAAGAAUAUUGUCGUCUCACAUCUUCACCUCGAAAACUUGAUCUUCGAUCAAUUUCCCUACGCAUGAUGGUUCCUGCUUGUUUGU
Molecule: messenger RNA, 2778 nt
Organism: Cylicocyclus nassatus
Lineage: Eukaryota; Metazoa; Nematoda; Chromadorea; Rhabditida; Strongylidae
Source: the annotation of a GenBank genome assembly